Molecule: messenger RNA, 572 nt
Organism: Hermetia illucens (black soldier fly)
Lineage: Eukaryota; Metazoa; Arthropoda; Insecta; Diptera; Stratiomyidae
Product: pupal cuticle protein-like
Exons: 2
Coding region: 143-535 (130 amino acids)
Cellular component (GO): chitin-based extracellular matrix
Molecular function (GO): structural constituent of chitin-based larval cuticle
Source: RefSeq, a predicted model, not a curated record
UCAUAACACUAUUCGAAACCCCUUCUCUACAAAAAAUCAGUAUUUGGCGCAGUCAUUAUACUUUAACCAUAUCAUAUAAAAGACUUAUCAUCAUCCCAAACUGCAUCAGUUGCAUCUUUGAGUAGAUCAAAUCAUAACUAACAUGUUCAAGUUUGUUGUUUUCGCCGCUGCCAUUGCUUUGGCCGUUGCUCAACACCAUGGUGGCACUCCUGAUGGAACCGCUGAAAUUCGCAGCUUUGGCAGUGAUGUAAGCCCCGAUGGUUCAUACCACUUCUCUUAUGAAACAUCUAAUGGAAUCGCUGCUCAAGAACAAGGUGUAGGUGGCGUCCAAGCCGCUGGAGCUGCUUCCCAUACCUCACCUGAAGGAAUCCCAAUCAAACUCACCUACACUGCUGAUGCUGAUGGAUUCCAUCCAGAAGGUGCUCAUCUUCCAGUUCCACCACCACCGCAACCAAUCCCAGACUACAUUGUCCGAUCCUUGGAAUGGAAUGCUGCCCAUCCUUACAAAGAAGAACUUCCCGGUAAACCCUUCUAAGAGGAAGAGAUGAUUUUUGUUGUCAUGAAUGUCUGAA